Messenger RNA from Tupaia belangeri chinensis (Chinese tree shrew), 1261 nucleotides. Its product is annotated as olfactory receptor 5V1-like. Gene Ontology annotation, biological process: G protein-coupled receptor signaling pathway. The annotation marks the transcript as partial. NCBI's taxonomy places the organism in Eukaryota, Metazoa, Chordata, Mammalia, Scandentia, Tupaiidae. The transcript is spliced from 3 exons. The record is from RefSeq and is a predicted model, not a curated record. Gene Ontology annotation, molecular function: olfactory receptor activity; G protein-coupled receptor activity. Gene Ontology annotation, cellular component: membrane.
GCACCUCCUCAAUUGUCGCAUCCUUCUCAUGAUGCCUAGAGGUCAAAAAGCAGCCUUACCAAAGUGUAUCCUUUCCAGCGCUGGUCCUCGUGUGGACCUUAGCAAACCCCUUCACCAAAGCCAGAAAUCCAAGGCUUUCUGUGAGAGUCAGUGCUUAACAGCAACUGCUAAGAUUGGCCCACCAGAUCCUCGCAACCUAGAUUCCUAUCUUCAGGAUCAGGGGAUCCAGGAAUCUCCAGGAGCAGCUGUAGGUGAAGAAGAUCGCAGAACUCAGAUUCUGGCAGUCCUUCCUCAGCUGGUGCCGUGGCCAGUUGAAAUGAACAAUCAAACCUAUGUCACUGAAUUCAUCCUCCUGGGAUUUUCCAACCAUUCCAACCUACAGGCCUUGUUCUUUUUGAUCUUCCUGGUCAUUUACCUGACAACUCUGCUGGGAAACAUGCUCAUAAUCACAGCCACCAGGGUCAGUCCUGCUCUUCACACGCCAAUGUAUUACUUCCUCAGCAACUUGAGCUUCUUGGACAUCUGCUACACAUCUACCACCGUUCCCGUCAUGCUGGUGAACUUCUUCCGGGAGAAGAAGACCAUCUCCUACGAGGGCUGCCUUUCCCAGGUCUUUUUCUUUGUGACAUGCGCUGGCACUGAAUGUGUCUUAUUGGCUGCUAUGGCUUAUGAUCGCUAUGUAGCCAUCUGUCGCCCUCUUCAAUAUCCGGUUCUCAUGAGCGUGACAGUGUGUGCGUACUUGGUGGCUGGGUCCUGGCUGUGUGGGCUGGUGAAUUCUAUGACACACACAGGGCUGACAGCCACACUCAGUCUGUGUGGGCCCAACCAGAUCAGCCACUUUCUCUGUGAAGUCCCCUUACUCCUGAAGCUCUCCUGCUCAGACACCUCUGUCAACGAGUCUGUGCUCUACGUGGCCAGCGCCACCAUUGGUCUGAGCCCCUGCCUGAUUACAGUGGUGUCCUACAUUCUCAUCAUCUCUGCCAUCCUGAAGAUUCCCUCUGCUCAGGGCCGGAGCAAGGCCUUCUCUACCUGUGCAUCUCACCUCACUGUGGUGAUUAUCUUUUAUGGAAUGGCCAACUUCAAUUAUGACAGACCCAGAGAAGGCUAUUCCUUGGACAUGGACAUCCUGGUCUCUGUGCUCUUCUGUAUUGUGACCCCCAUGUUGAACCCCAUCAUCUACAGCCUGAGAAAUAAGGAGGUCAAAGGUGCCCUCAGGAAGCUGGCUGGCAGGUGUGUGUUUCCUGGCAAUAACAGUGUCUAG